UUGAAGCCGGGUUCUCUGGAAGAGCAGCCAGUGCUCUUAACCGCUGAGCCAUCUCUCCAGCUCCACUCUGGCCUCUUUUCACAGAGGAUUCAGCUGUCUCCUCUCAGCACCUUUCCAUCCCUGUGCUCUGUCUGCUUUUGCUUUGCACCGGUUUCUAAAACCGUUUUGACAUCUUCACCAGUCAUGUUUUCAGCUGCUAAAUCCGGGCCACACUUCAAUUCCAGUUUCCCUUCUGGACCCUUUCUUCUUUUCAACACUAGAAACUGCCCCUGUAUUCUCUUUCCCUCUUCCCUCCCUCCUUCCCUCCCUGUCUCUCAUUUUGUUUUGCUUCUUUGUUUUUGUUUUAAGAUGGACUCUCACUCUGUUCUCAGAGUUGUAUCAAACUUCUGGGCUCAAGGGAUCCCCAUACACACAAGUAGCUCAGGCUGCCCUGCAGCUCCCUCUGCCUGCAUUUCUUCCUUCCCCUCCUCCUCUUCCUGAUUUUUCUAUACUAGGGUUUGAACCUAGGGUCUUGCACUUGCUAGGGAAGUAGUUGAUCACCGAUCACUUUUUUCUUUUUUUAAGACAGGGUCUCACCAGAUUGCUCAGGCUGGCCUUGAAUUUGCGAUCUUUGCUUCAGCAUCCCGAGUAGAAGAGAUUAUGGGCCUGUGCCUCCAGGCUAGUUAGUGCCCCUAUUUUGAAUCCCCUCCCCAUUUUGGCUUUCGGGCACAGUGUCUCUUAGACUUUUUCCUGCUUGCACACUACCUCCCCAGACUUAUGGGGCUCCACCACCCUUGUUGCUGGGCCCGCCCACACCACUCUGGGAUGCUAACAAUCUCAGUCUUUCCACCCUGGAAGAGGUAUCUUUGGGUCUUCUCAACAACACCUAUUUCUCCAGAACAAUCUCCCUCCCCCUGUCAUGUUAAUGAUGUCACACCCACACCUGUGCCCGAGCCGCCUCUCAUGUUCCCUCCACCUGAGCUCCAGCUGCAUGACGGUUUGCCAGUUCUUCCUGUAACCAUGCCCAGGCUUCCUUCUUGGCUUCAAGCCUCAGGCCAUUUGAUUUUCACCCUGCCAGUCCCAGCUUUUCCCUGCAUUGAACUCAGGGAGGAUGAGAGAGGGGCCGAUGCUUAGUGUAGAAGGGGGUCUCCAGGCUGAGAGCUAGCAGGCUAGAGUAUCUCCCACGUGGAGACAGCAGGAGCCAGGGUAAGGCAAAAGAGGCUGAGGGCAUAAAUGUACAGAGGCCUCACUCUUGGGGUGGCGCACCUGUACAUCCCACACUUCAGUGUUUCCCUAGGUGCUUCAUGUGCACAAGACUAGUGUCAGCCUGCACGUGAGCACAGAACAGCCCAAAGGAGGAGGGUGGCAACCGUGCUCACCCUCCUCUGCAAUGUCGACGACCAGCUUGCUGGUGAACGUACCCGCUACCUAGAGCCACAGUGUAGACUGUGACCAGAAGAAAUUGAAGGGCACGUGUGUGGGCAGCCUCCCUGGGUUUGGAGCCUCACAAGAAGGAAGCAGCAUCAGAAUUAGGCAUCUUGGAAGAAAGAGGUCUGCAGAGCAUUCAGGGGAGCAUGCAUGGACCUCUUAACAGGGUGCCCUGCCUUCUCUCUGGGGUUUAUAGGCCUGAAGAACAUCCCUCUUUCAUAACUGACACACAUAUUUGAGCUACUAGAACCUCAUGCCAGUGACCGGGAUUUGCCUGGUACUCCUGCCCACCUGUGUAAUACAGCUCUCCGCGACAGGUGUUCCAAGGUGCUGGCUUGAGACAAAAGAACCAGGAAGCAAGCUAGGCCUCUUUGAGCGGGGAGGCCUUGCUCCCCCUCCUGUGGGUAAGCUUUGAGGGAGAGAGCACACCCAACCGAACUGGCUCAGAGGACUUCAUGGUCAACUGAACGGGGUCAAGGUCCAAAGGGAAAGGGGGGGUGUGUGUGUGGAGGAAUGGCUAAUCCAAGAACUCUUCCUGGUGGUACUGCAUUCUUAGCAAGGUUCAGCAGGCAUGGCAUCCUCAGGGGUCAUCAUCACUGGUUGCGCAAGUCCCGCCCCUCCUUCACCCACCUGUGGGAAAAGCCAGGAGGGAGGAGCUGGCUGCUGGUGUUCUGGUGUGGCUGCGUCCCUGGCCCGGUCGCUGCCCGUUUAGGAACUGCUAUGGAGUUCUGAUAUCAAGGAGAAAACUGUAGUACGGGAUGGCUUGGUCGGCUAGUCCAAAGCACGCAGCUGCUUCGGGCCUAGCCCGGAUUUCCAGAGUGAGCCACAUGGCCCCUGCAGACCCGGCCUCGGAGGGUCCCAAGCUUGAGGACCCGCCGGCCCCCCACCUGUUUGCAAAGUGCCCUUCUGGCUUAGUCAUGGCGAAGCUGGAGACGUUACCUGUGCGCGCGGAUCCCGGGAGGGAUCCUCUCCUGGCCUUUGCCCCCCGGCCUUCUGAGCUUGGACCCCCAGAUCCCCGCCUGACCAUGGGCAGUGUGGGUAGUGGGGUGACCCAUGCCCAGGAGUUUCCUAUGAAAAGCGUGGGCACUCGAACAGGGGGUGGGGGCAACCAGGGCAGUUUCCCUGGUCCUAGAGGCGGUGGUAGUGGAGCCGGCCGGGAGAGACCUGGCCGCUACCCAUCAGAGGACAAGGUUCUCGCCAACUCUCUCUACCUCAAUGGCGAGCUGCGGGGCAGUGACCACACAGACGUCUGUGGUAAUGUGGUGGGCAGCAGCGGGGGCAGCAGCAGCAGCGGGGGCAGCGACAAGGCCCCACCACAGUAUCGUGAACCCAACCACCCACCGAAGCUCCUGACCACCUCUGGCAAGCUAGACCAGUGCUCAGAACCACUCGUUCGGCCGUCAGCCUUCAAACCUGUUGUACCCAAGAACUUUCAUUCCAUGCAGAACUUGUGUCCUCCACAGACCAAUGGGACCCCCGAGGGACGACAGGGCCCCGCUGGCCUCAAGGGCGGACUGGACAAGUCUCGGACCAUGACCCCCGCGGGUGGGAGUGGGGGUGGCCUCUCAGACUCAGGCCGGAACUCACUCACAAGCCUGCCUACCUAUAGUUCCAGCUAUAGCCAGCAUCUGGCACCCCUCAGUGCUUCCACCAGCCAUAUCAACCGGAUUGGCACUGCUGGCUAUAGCAGCGGCAGCAGUGGCGGGGGGUCAGGCUACCAAGAUCUGGGGACCUCCGACAGCGGGCGGGCCUCCAGUAAGAGCGGGUCGUCAUCAUCCAUGGGGCGGUCAGGCCACCUGGGAUCUGGGGAGGGCGGAAGUGGGGGCCUGCCGUUCGCAGCCUGCUCACCACCCUCGCCCAGUGCGCUGAUCCAGGAGUUGGAGGAGCGGCUGUGGGAGAAGGAGCAGGAGGUGGCCGCCCUGCGGCGCAGCCUGGAGCAGAGCGAGGCAGCCGUGGCCCAGGUGCUGGAGGAGCGGCAGAAGGCCUGGGAGCGGGAGCUGGCGGAGCUCCGGCAGGGCUGCAGUGGGAAGCUGCAGCAGGUGGCGCGCCGCGCCCAGCGCGCCCAGCAGGGCCUCCAGCUGCAGGUGCUGCGGCUACAGCAGGACAAGAAGCAGCUGCAGGAGGAGGCGGCCCAGCUGAUGAGGCAACGGGAAGAGCUAGAGGACAAGGUGGCCGCCUGCCAGAAGGAGCAGGCCGACUUCCUGCCCCGGAUGGAGGAAACUAAGUGGGAGGUGUGCCAGAAGGCCGGGGAGAUUUCCCUCCUGAAGCAGCAACUCAAGGACUCGCAGGCCGAUGUGUCGCAGAAGUUGAGUGAGAUCGUGGGGCUGCGCUCCCAACUUCGGGAGGGAAGAGCCUCCCUCCGGGAGAAGGAGGAACAGCUGCUCAGCUUGAGGGACUCGUUCGGCAGCAAACAGGCCAGCCUGGAGCUGAGUGAAGGCGAGCUGCCCACUGCCUGCCUCAAGCCUGCACUGACCCCUGUGGACCUGGCCGAGCCACAGGAGGCACUGGCCUCCUGUGAGAGUGAUGAGGCCAAGAUGCGCCGGCAGGCUGGGGUGGCAGCUGCGGCUUCCCUGGUUUCUGUCGAUGGGGAGGUGGAUGCUGGGGGAGAGGGUGGGACGCGAGCCCUGCGCAGGGAGGUGGGGAGACUGCAGGCUGAGCUGGCUGCUGAGCGGCGUGCCCGGGAGCGCCAGGGUGCCAGCUUUGCAGAGGAGCGCCGGGUGUGGUUGGAGGAGAAGGAGAAGGUCAUCGAGUACCAGAAACAGCUCCAGCUGAGUUAUGUGGAGAUGUACCAGCGCAACCAGCAGCUGGAGCGGCGGCUUCGGGAGCGUGGGGCAGCAGGGGGUGCCAGCACGCCUACUCCCCAGCAUGGUGAGGAGAAGAAAGCCUGGACCCCCUCCCGCCUCGAGCGCAUCGAGUCCACAGAAAUCUGAUUCUCUAUCUGCGUGCACAACCUUCUGACAAGUGCCCUGUCUGAAGGUCGGAGUCACCAAUGUUCCCUUCCAUUCAUUUCCCUUCCCAUGUGUGCUGCAUAUCCCCAGACCAAAGAGGUUCUCAAAGCAGCUGUGACCAGCCCCCUUUCCCCCAGUCCAUGCAGCUCCAGCACUGCCUUUGUGGGGAGCCACUCCAGACCCUCCUGCCAAGGAGAGCGUCGGGGAGGGCAGAGUGCAUGGCGGGUGAGGUCCCAGGUACAGGGAGCAUGCUCCUUUUCUGGAAAGCCUCUCAUUGGAGAUGGAGGCAGGCUUGAAUUGCCAGGAAGUACCCUAGCCCCCUUCCCGGAUCUUGGGCCACUGCUGCUGGCCACCUUGUGUCCAGUGCUACUGUCUGUGCUCUCCUAGGCCACACAGCCUGAAGGAGCCUGCGCGGGUCUACCAAUGCCGACAGACCCUAGGCUCCUGGUCUCUCUCCUUCAUGUGGUGUUCUCCUUCCCCAGGCAGAUUAGCAGGAGAAGUAGGAGCAGAUGGCCUGCCUGUGGUUGAGAGGGCUACCUGCCCAACCCCUCCCCCAGCAAGGUAUCUUUGGCUCAGCCUUAGAGCCUGGACUAGUCCUGAGCAUGUGCCCCUCUGUGUAUAUUGAGGGAGGUGAGAGUCGGGGCUGGAAGCGCAGUACCCAGGGGAGACCUGCCUUCCUAUUCUUGGAAAGGGUCGCCUAGAGGCUUCUCAGCCCCACCCUCACCCUCUGGCCAGGAUCCUACAAGGCUAUAUCCCCUGCUGCUUGGUGACCGUCCCCAGGGUCACUGUUCAGCUCUAAUGAUAGCUAUGAAGUGCUACCUGCCUCUUAGGUAUUUUGUUCACCCCAUUUCUGAGCUCAGAUGGAUGUCUGAUGUCUUCCUGUGUUUUCCCUCACUGUCUCCACCAGCCUCCUGCUUUCACGCUCACAUCACCUUCCCAGGCUGCCUUUUCCUCCGAGUCUCACCUUUGCUCCGAGCAGAGAGCCCUGCUCGACUCUCGGUGGGUGCCCUGCUCACUUCUCAGACCCACUGGCCCAAGUCUGAGCCUGGGCCCCUUGUUUGAGGGGCCAGUCAGGGUUGGAUGGGACUGUCCCUGAAGAACAAGGCUAACCUUUGAGGAUCACUGACCCUCGGGUUGCUCGCCAGACUCUUGAGUUGGCUUAUGUGUCCGGGCAGGGAUGGCUGGUAUGGGUUGGGACAGUCAAGGUCACUCACUUCCUUAUCUAGAAUCUCUCAGAGUCUCUCUCCCCAAGACAGGCAGGGAAAUUCUAAUUUCUCUUUUAAGAAAGUAAAAUUUCCAAUUCACCAGCAAUAACAAUCAGAGGAGACUUGGCCCUCAGUCCUUGUAUUUCUCUUUUUCACUCCCUCUUCCUGCCCCAAGAUGAACUUUUGGGGUCUGGAUGGAGAGGAUUGGUAUCUACUGUGAGCAAGUCCCCAACCCUGACCAGCCUCCUCCCAUGACUGGUGACUGUUCAACACGCUGUGUACCGCCCACAAAAACAGGAGUGCCCUCUUUGUGCCCUCCGACCCUUUGCACAGCUCCUUCUGGGUGGUCCUCAACGGGUUUUUGACCUUGAUUGGAGGCCACUCUGGCAACCACUGCCCAUUCCUCUAAUCCUUCACUGUACCUGCUCCAGAGCCUGAGCCUGGUCCACAGGGGCUGGGAGAAGGCAUUAACACAAAACAAAACAGAGAUGGGGGGAGAAAAAAAAUGAACAGCUUUGGAAUGUCCAACCACAAAAUAAAUUAUAUAUAAAUAUAUAAAUAUAUAUAUAUAUAUAUCUACCAUAUGUGAUGGAAAGACUUUUCAUUUUCCGUUCCCAAAGAAAUAAAAUGGAGAAAGCCUCUUAAAUGGCA
Messenger RNA from Peromyscus leucopus (white-footed mouse), 6211 nucleotides. RefSeq names its product leucine zipper tumor suppressor family member 3 (gene Lzts3). Gene Ontology annotation, biological process: regulation of dendritic spine morphogenesis. Gene Ontology annotation, cellular component: dendritic spine. The record is from RefSeq and is a predicted model, not a curated record. The transcript is spliced from 5 exons. Lineage: Eukaryota; Metazoa; Chordata; Mammalia; Rodentia; Cricetidae. The coding region runs from base 2166 to 4337 and encodes 723 amino acids.